AUGGAGUACAGCUUACUAUCACAAAUUAAUCCAACAAGGCACAAUUGGUGCAUCAAGGUUAGAGUUGCUAGGAUGUGGCAGCUAUCUGGGACUUCUAAGGGGAAAGAUUUUACUGCUAUGAAACUUGCUCUGGUUGAUGAAGAGGGUGUAGGUAUCACAGCUUGCAUUGGGCAGAAGGACCUUAACAAAUUUGCUAAAACUUUGGUGGAAGGACGAUCUUAUAUGAUUAAAAAAUUCCAAGUUAGUAGGCAAGCAAAGAAGUUCAAUGCUGUGCCCAACACACACACAAUCUUUUUUACACUAUGGACUGUUGUGGAGGAGGUACCUACUGAGUUAUCCAACAAUCUUCCACUCUAUAUUUUUAAUUUUGUGGACUUUGAGGGCUUAGAUCGCAGAGCAAGGAACGACCAUGGUUUAGUAGAUGUUAUUGGACAGCUUACAGUUAUCCAUCCAGUGGUGCAAUUUAGCGGUCUAAAUGGCCCUUCUAUUAGGCAAUCAGUAGAACUACGUGAUUUAAGCGAUCAGCUUUUAUCAAUAACUUUGUGGGGUGAACAUGCAACAUCUUUUGAGGAUGAGUUCCUUAUUGAAACCAUCGGUAAAGAUGAACCAGUUGUAAUCAUUUUUGCUGGGAUGAAAGUGAGGCAAUACUUAGGUGCUACAACCUGUGGGAGUGGUGCUGCAACAAAAUGGUAUAUGAACAUUGAUAUUCCUGAAGUUAAUGCUUUCCGUGCUAGCCUACAGGGAAGAGGUUCCGAAGUUCUGUUCCUACCAGGGGAUAGUGAUGCAGCAGCAGGUGAUAUUGACAAGGCAAUUUCUAAUAGGAAGACUGUAUCAGAGCUCCUCUCCUUGGAUCCUCAUGACACUGAUGAUGUAUGUUUUACUUGUGAUGCAAAGAUAAAGGAAAUCGAUGUUUCAAAUGGUUGGUGGUACAAAGGAUGCAGUACUUGCAAAAGGGGACUGAAAGCAACUUUCGAAGGCUUUGAAUGUACUAACUGUGAUGAAACGAAGCCAAUGAUGAUUCCCAGCUACAAGCUAAAUGUGGUGAUUAAGGACAGCACUGGUCGCGCAAAAAUAUUUCUGUUCGGAGGUGUAGUUGAGCAGGUUGUGCGGCGGACUGCCGAUGAACUUGUGGAAGAAAGCUCAUCCAAUCAGAUCUUACUGCCUACGCCCCUCCGCAGUCUUGUUGGCAGGAGGUAUGUGUUUCAAGUGGUUAUCAGUGAGCAAACCUUUAGAACUGGGCAGCUAUGUUUUCAUGCUAGGAAGGUGUUUGCUGGGGACCAACACAGUGGGGCUGAUGCCACUGGUCGUGAACCUCCAAAGGACCCUAGCGUUAAGUCUGCAAUAGGGACAGCAAGCACUACCUAUGGUAAAGAAACUAAAAAUAGUGCUUUUAGCUUAACUGAAGCCCCCAUAGAUCCAGAAGGGGGCUCCACACCACCUCAUGAAACUCACACAGUUACCACUGGAAAAAACUCAUCAACCAAGGGAAAGGAGGUUCUUUCUAGUGCUCAUGACAAGCCUGGAAGUCUUCUAGGUAAAAGAUCAAGGGCUGCUCGCAAGGAAUUGUUCUCUGCAAAAAAAGAAAAGGCAAGUGACGAGUAA
Messenger RNA from Phragmites australis (common reed), 1602 nucleotides. RefSeq names its product replication protein A 70 kDa DNA-binding subunit C-like. NCBI's taxonomy places the organism in Eukaryota, Viridiplantae, Streptophyta, Magnoliopsida, Poales, Poaceae. The transcript has 10 exons. Gene Ontology annotation, cellular component: nucleus. Bases 1 to 1602 code for a protein of 533 amino acids. The record is from RefSeq and is a predicted model, not a curated record. Gene Ontology annotation, molecular function: DNA binding. Gene Ontology annotation, biological process: DNA recombination; DNA replication; DNA repair.